Messenger RNA from Orbilia oligospora ATCC 24927, 612 nucleotides. RefSeq lists its product as uncharacterized. Bases 1 to 612 code for a protein of 203 amino acids. Gene Ontology annotation, cellular component: membrane; cytoplasm. The transcript is spliced from 3 exons. The record is from RefSeq and is a predicted model, not a curated record. NCBI's taxonomy places the organism in Eukaryota, Fungi, Ascomycota, Orbiliomycetes, Orbiliales, Orbiliaceae.
AUGGCGAUACCUCCCAUUGUAAUUGCCGCGAUUCAGGCUUCGUUCUUAUCUGGACUUUCGAACUUCCUCGCCCAGGUACUAGCUGCUUGGAAAGCGAAUCGACCUUUCGAGCUUGCCGUUGCUCCCAUUCUGCGUUUCUUCAUAUUCACUCUGAUCACUACUCCUCCUAAUUACAAAUGGCAAGCCUUCUUGGAACGAACUUUCCCUACCUACCCUUCAGAUUCGCGCCGGGACCUCAAGAAAACCGAUGAUAUUGCCCUGAAAGAGAAGGCACCUUCGUCACCGCUGUCACCUGGUGUUGCCCACCAUGAACCGAGGCUUAAGAAGAGCAACAUUGCCCGAAAACUAUUGCUAGACCAGUGCUGCGGUGGUCCUAUCAACACUGCUCUCUUUAUCAUUGGCAUGGGGCUUCUCAAUGGUAACCCCUGGGAACAAGUGCAAUGGAACCUUGCGAAGGACUUCUGGAGAUUUCAACUGGCUGGUUGGAAGCUCUGGCCGCUUGUUGCCCUUAUAUCAUUCAGCGUUGUGCCAUUCGAGCGACGGGUCUUGUUUGGAAGCUUUGUUUCUCUAGGAUGGACUAUCUAUCUCAGUCUGUUGAUCGGAGAAGUCUAA